Fopius arisanus is the source of this 813-nucleotide messenger RNA. RefSeq lists its product as uncharacterized. NCBI's taxonomy places the organism in Eukaryota, Metazoa, Arthropoda, Insecta, Hymenoptera, Braconidae. The transcript is spliced from 2 exons. The coding region runs from base 85 to 675 and encodes 196 amino acids. The record is from RefSeq and is a predicted model, not a curated record.
UUGCUAACCGGCACAUUAAAUCUCCUACAGUCCAUCGUCUCUAUCGAGUCUGACAACUAUCUUCUCUUCAAGGAAAUAUUUGACAUGAAGUCUUUGGUAUCAUCUCUCGUGGAAAUGUUUUCCCAACUCAUUCCAGUGAAGAAUGAAGAGAUUCACAACAGCAAAGAGUUAAAAAUAAUAGAAAAUUGGCUUGAGAUCCUAUCGAAAAUCCUUGAAGUCUCUUCCCCUAAUGUUCGUGAUGUCAUCGAAAGCGAUGAAGCAGUUGUAGAGAUGCUGAUGCGAAUACUAGAACCGUAUAAAAUACCGGAGAAUCUCAAUAUGAGUGCGGUGGAAGAACCCGAGAUAAUAGCAUGUAUUCAUCAGACAGUUGAACUUAUCGACUGGUUUCAGCAGAGUGGAUUUAAUGUUCAUGUUCCAGUGGUAUCUUCUAUGAUGGAAAUCAUGUACCUGUUACAUGUCUUGACUAGUUCAAACUUCAACGAGACCGAGGAGAACCUGCGAGUGAAGGAGCUCCAAAAAUAUUUGGAAGCUUACUGGGUUAAAGUGCAGUCCUCUGAAGGUCUCAGUCGCAUCCCUGAGGUUCUGGAAUUGUCUUCGGAAGCUACGAGGCUUUACCUGACACAAAACUUUGGAAAUAACAUUCCGCAGACUGAUGAAGUCUUACGGCAGAAAUAACAACCGUUUAAUAAUUCCAUUCAAUCGUUUUAUCGUAAUGAUUUUUAAUGUUAUGGAGCAGUAAAUUUCGCGUUCUUGACGAGUCUCUACUGGGCUUUACGAUAAGGAAUGACGAUCGUCACCGUGAAAAUUGAUAAU